Molecule: messenger RNA, 882 nt
Organism: Perkinsus marinus ATCC 50983
Lineage: Eukaryota; Perkinsozoa; Perkinsida; Perkinsidae
Exons: 1
Coding region: 29-781 (250 amino acids)
Source: RefSeq, a predicted model, not a curated record
AGUUUUAGUUCAAACUCACCACGUCAUAAUGCCGCCUCAUCUCCUAGCGAUCUAUGUUUUGUCCCUGGCUCUGACCCAGGCACAGAUCUUUGGAAGGCGUCCUUCAGGCCAGUACUGCAUGGACUUCGUAUUACCAAGUCCGUCCAGCGGAGUGUCAUUCCAGCCCUAUGGAAGGCAGGCCUCCUCUGGUAAGCUGUCCAUCGCAGUUCUCGAUGUUUACAACUUCCGGAGACAAGGCGGUGUAUACAUCAAUGGACGUUACCGACUGCACACGAGGAACGAACUGGAGAUCACUGCGCUGAACGAUGCGCUGAAGUUGAAUGACCCCCACACCUUCCCGUACCUUCUGCUUGGCUACACCCUCAAAUACAACAAAGCUGAUGAUGGUGUGGAGCUUUACAAUAUGCAAGGGAAAAUGCAAGCACACUUCUCUAGAAUUACUUGCCCAGGAUUACUCUCAGCUGGUUCUCGACCAGCAGUGGAUUCGCAAGUCUACUGUAGCAAACAAGCGAGGCUGAGCGUGGAUGGUGGUGGACUGGUCCGUUUUGACUUGCCUCCAGGUGGUCGUAAACAAGAACCGAUGGUAUCUUUCGUUGGUCCUUAUCGCGAGGUUGGUAGGAAGAUUCUCCUCCCCAUCCCAUUCGGCAGAUUCGCCUUCACGGUAGAGAGAGUCAAUAAUGCUACGCUGAAGCUCAUCCCGGACUCUAUACCGGAGAAGGCUUUCUUGAUGAGGACUCCGACUACCCUGGAGGAGAAGGAAGCAUGCGGGGACAAUUUCUGAUGUGGAUCGCCUCUCUACGAAUUGGGGCUUAAAGCCAGCGGCUUUACUGUGGCGAAAGCUCAAUGAUACGCAUUUUGCUUUUAUUAAUCAUUUCAGGGUUG